AUGGAUAAGAUAACAGCAAUUGAUUUAAAAGCUGGCCUACACAUAAUUGAAAAACAUCCCUAUGCUAUAUCUGCUUUGGGCGUUGCUUUAUCGAUUAUAGCUCUGAAACAAUCGAUUUCUGAUAGAAAUUCAGUAAAUCGUGUUAAACAAGAAUAUGAGAAUUUAUUGAAAAUGGAUCCAUCUGAUUUUGCAACAUUAGAAAAACACAUCGAACACAUCACGAAACGAACAAAGGAAAUUCGUGAUCAAAUUAUAGCAUUAAAGGAACAACAACUCUAUUCAGGAGUUUAUAAAGCUGUUGGUGCGAUAGCUUUGGCUCCAAUUGCUUAUUUUACAGGAAGUUCUGUAUUAAUGACUAGUAUGACUGCAGCAAGCUUAGGAACGGGAUUGGCGUCUAUAAUUAAUUUUUAUAACUGUUAUGAAUUGGGUCAAAUGAUCAAGCAAUUAGAACAAAAUGGUCUUAUCGUUUAA
Messenger RNA from Adineta ricciae, 471 nucleotides. The record is from the annotation of a GenBank genome assembly. Lineage: Eukaryota; Metazoa; Rotifera; Eurotatoria; Adinetida; Adinetidae.